Anarrhichthys ocellatus (wolf-eel) is the source of this 999-nucleotide messenger RNA. RefSeq names its product cysteine-rich PDZ-binding protein (gene cript). Gene Ontology annotation, biological process: cytoplasmic microtubule organization. Gene Ontology annotation, cellular component: dendrite. NCBI's taxonomy places the organism in Eukaryota, Metazoa, Chordata, Actinopteri, Perciformes, Anarhichadidae. Bases 244 to 606 code for a protein of 120 amino acids. The transcript has 4 exons. The record is from RefSeq and is a predicted model, not a curated record. Gene Ontology annotation, molecular function: PDZ domain binding; microtubule binding.
CGACCGGAAGUUUACGAACAUUGACCGAGCAAGCUAAGAGUUAGCUAACGUUUAGAUUUUAUUUUGACCAACCGCUGAAAAGCAUCGAUUUAAAACAAACACAGAGGAAACAUGGUUUGUGAAAAGUGUACGUAUCGCUCUGUUAAGAUCUGUCUUUAAAUCUAACCUAUUUCUUGUGCUUUUAGCGCAGUAUUUACAUCCUUUGAAAGCUAACUUGCUAGCUAACUGUUGUUGUUUUGGUCCAUGUUUUGGCCCAUGUUUUGGCCCGUUAGACGUGGUAUUUUCUCUACAAAUUGUUUGUCACUCCUUAUUUCAGGCGAGAAGAAGCUCGGUAAAGUCAUCACACCCGACACCUGGAAGGAUGGAGCACGGAAUACAACAGAGGGUGGUGGGCGAAAGCUAAAUGAAAACAAGAUCCUGACUUCUAAGAAAGCCAGGUUUGACCCAUACAGCAAGACGGGCUUUGCUACCUGCAGGAUCUGCAAGAGCUCAGUUCAUCAGUCUGGAUCACACUACUGCCAGGGCUGUGCAUACAAGAAAGGAAUCUGCGCGAUGUGUGGAAGGAAAGUUUUGGACACCAAAAACUACAAACAGACAUCUGUGUGACAGCGUGACGAUCAAUGAACAGUUCCACGAGUGAAGUGAGAAUGAGAUGGAUGUUUAUGUUUGUCAUCAAUCCACAAUGUCCUGCUGUAGCUCUUUUGUGUUAUUCUUCCCACCUUUGUGAAAGAGAGAGACUUGCAGCUGGCUUUGCCCUCUUAUUACAGAAUAUCACAUAAUGCCACUGGAGUUAUUACAGUGGCCGUACACAGGGAAGCACUGUUGUAUCCAAAUACACCACCAGUCAUCACCUGUUUCAAGUCCAGGCUUCUAGAUUUUUUUGUACAUUUUAAAUGCAAUACUUAGGCUUUAAUUCUUUGCUGUUAUACAAAGUUAUUUUCUCUAUGUAAUAUAUCAAGUGUUUCAUUUUUUUAGUGAAUUAAACCAUUUAAUAUGAAG